AUGAAUUUGGAAACAAUAUCUACUCUAAUAAAAAAUCAUUUAAAAUUACAAUAUAUAUGUGAUUUUGGAAAAGAUAAGAAAAUUUUUCGAUUUAUGAUUUCAAUAGCUAUUUUCAUAAUAUUUAUUCUAACUUUAUCACGCUCUCCAAUAUAUAAUGAAAUAUUUUUUAUUAAAGCUGCAGCAAAUGCAUCCAAUAAAUUUUAUCCUUGUAUUGCUGUACUUGUUGAAUUUCGCGCAGUUGAUCAUAUAGUUGCCGUUGUUCAUAAUGUUAAUCAUCAUAUUCCAUCAUCAUGGCCUAUUCAAAUUUUUCAUGGAAAAGAAAAUCAAAAUUUUAUUAAAAAUUCAACUCUAGCACCAUUAAUUGCAUCAGGAAAAAUAUUUCUUACGCUAAUGGAAGAAGUUUAUGAUCGUAGUCGAACGAAUCAACUACUAACCGAUCCAAAAUUUUGGCAACGCGUCUGCGGUGAAAAAAUUCUCCUAUUCCAAAUCGACUCAGCUAUGUGUUCGAAUUCGCCACAUAAAAUUACUGAUUUUCUUCAAUAUGAUUAUGUUGGUGCUCCAUGGGAUCUUUCAUUUAUUACACUCGAUCGACGAUACCGUGUCGGAAAUGGUGGCUUUUCAUUACGUAGUCGUAGUAAACUAUUAGCUUUACUUGCAUUGAUUCCGUACGAUACUCAAAUACCAGAAGAUGUUUGGUAUGCACAGAAUUUAUAUCGAGUCAACGGAUCCAUACCUUCGGUUGAAAUAGCGAAAACAUUUUCUGUUGAAUCAAUGUAUUAUGAAAGGCCAUUAGGUGUGCACCGAUUUCCUUGGCAUUGCAAAUUUCGUGCUGAUUUAGCAAGAACAUGUCCUGAAUCAAUGUUAGUCAUGCCAGAUGUGUGUCGUUUGAAAUAG
This is a messenger RNA of Rotaria socialis, 894 nucleotides long. NCBI's taxonomy places the organism in Eukaryota, Metazoa, Rotifera, Eurotatoria, Philodinida, Philodinidae. The record is from the annotation of a GenBank genome assembly.